Molecule: messenger RNA, 723 nt
Organism: Mercenaria mercenaria
Lineage: Eukaryota; Metazoa; Mollusca; Bivalvia; Venerida; Veneridae
Product: scavenger receptor class F member 1-like
Exons: 3
Coding region: 1-723 (240 amino acids)
Source: RefSeq, a predicted model, not a curated record
AUGGCUGUUUUACAAGGCUAUUCUAGCCCAAACUGCUCGGUAGAAUGUCCACAGAACUGUGCUGCAACAGAGACAAAUGACACAGAUGUUUGUAAUGCAGCAUCUGAGGAAUGUUUGUAUGGUUGUAAGGAUGGUUUCUAUGGGUGUAAACCGAAUUACUGGAGAGGUAAAUGUCAGAACUUGUGCAACACAAACUAUAAUGUAUCACACGACCCUAGCAAACGUAUAUGUGAUAAAGGUGACGGCACAUGCCUGAACGGAUGUAACAACAACAACUAUUGGGGUAAUCAGUGCGACAAAGAGUGUUCAAUUGGCUGUAUCAAUGAAACGUGUCAGCAAGAAUCUGGAUAUUGCACUGAAAGAUGUAGUACAAAGACCGUAUAUGGUUUAUUUUGUGAUAAAACAUGCGGUGAAAACUGCCUACAAGGUACGUGCAACAGAGAGGAUGGCUACUGUGAUAUAGGAUGCGUAAAAGGAAAAUAUGGCAAUCGCUGUGAUAAGUCGUGUAACGAAAACUGUAAAAAUAUACGUGCAACAGAAACGAUGGACAGUGCAGUAAUGGAUGUGAAACGGGAACUUUCGGAGACAAAUGCAACAUAUAUUGUAAUUUCAAAUGUUUGUAUCGCAAAUGUGAGCAGGCAAGAGGUGUUUGUACAGAUGGUUGUAUACCUUGAUAUGAGGGAUCCUAUUGUGAAAAAGUCACAUGUAACAAAGAAAAUCUGA